Molecule: messenger RNA, 1618 nt
Organism: Prunus mume (Japanese apricot)
Lineage: Eukaryota; Viridiplantae; Streptophyta; Magnoliopsida; Rosales; Rosaceae
Product: MAP kinase kinase kinase, putative (DUF1644)
Source: RefSeq, a predicted model, not a curated record
UUCCCACUCGCAUUUCUUUUCUCUCUCGCGGUAGCUGCUGCUGAAUCAGUUACCCUAGAAAGGCUGCUUCUUCAGCGCUAUCUCUCUCCCUCUCUCUCUUAGGGCUCUGAGCAAUCAGCUGCUUAAUAAGGCUUCUAGAGUCUCUGCCGAGUCAAAUUCAAUUGAAUCGGUCCGAUUUUAGCUGGAUCUGAACGCUUUGGGGUGCUUAUCUCGGUACAUGUUUUCUCGGCUGGGUUUCGGUGCUCCGUGUUUAUUCUAGUUAAGUUUCAAUAAUUUUGCUACUAUCACUUGGAGAGAGGGUGAAGUAUCGUUGAGAGCACAAAAUGCCCAAGGAUAGAAGGGGCCGAUCUGUGUCUCGUGAUAGGUAUAGAGCAUCUCCUUAUCCAUGCAGCUCCAGUCAUACAAGGCGGCCGCCACCCAAAAUUCCUUCAGAAACUGAGGAAAAUGUGAAAGAAUGGGAAGACACCAGGUGCCCUGUUUGCUUGGAGCAUCCACACAAUGCAGUUUUACUCAUAUGUUCAUCCUAUGAGAAGGGGUGCCGCCCUUACAUGUGUGACACAAGCUACCGCCAUUCAAACUGUCUAGACCAGUACUGCAAGUCAUUUUCAGCAGAAACCUCACCAACUGUGCCACCAGAAGGAGAAAAUCAGAUUUUAGAUACUCAGUCAUCUCCAGCUGAAACUCUUGAAUCAACAAUUACUCAUGUGCAAAAUGGUAGAAUUGAGGAAGAGCCCCCCACCAUGAAUCCCAUAGCCUGUGAGCAUGAGGCACAGCCAAAGCUUUUGUGCCCCCUCUGCCGCGGGGAGAUAAAAGAUUGGAUAAUCGUGGAGCCUGCUCGUUGUUUCAUGAAUGCAAAAUCAAGAAAUUGUUCUUGCGAGACAUGUAGUUUUAUUGGAACCUAUGCAGAUCUUAGGAAGCAUGCUAGGCUGGAGCACCCACAAGCACGCCCAUCAGAGGCAGACCCAGAGCGACAGCGUACCUGGAGGAGUUUGGAACGACAGAGGGAUUUUGGUGACCUGCUCAGCACACUCCAAUCUUCAAUUGGAGAGGAUAGGGGUGAUGAUAGCAGUUUGCCAGUUGAUGAUGGGGGUUGGUUAACUGUAGUCUUUCUAGUUCGAGUAAUUCAACCUGGGGCCAGUUCAAGGAGCAGCACUUGGUCUGGUCCCAGAAGAACCAGAGCACAAGUUAGAAUGAGAGGGAGAGCUACCACACUUUGGGGGGAGAGCUAUGAUGGCGAAGCUGCAUCUGGUUCUAGAGAAGAGGAUAAUGAUUCUUCAGAUGGCAGCACAGGUUCUAGGAGGCGCAGCGCGCGCCUUCGGCGACGGACAACACCAGACAACCAGCCAUGAUUGCAUAUGUAUGAAGAGUAAGUUUGCUCCAAUUCUGUAUUCAGGAGCUGUCAGUGGCGUACUGAUUGUCGAAAUUCUGAUUUAAAGAAAUGUAUGUGAUUUAGCGAAUGAAAUGGAAGCUCGUUUCCUUCUACCCUGGAGCCUGUUCUACUGAGUUGUGGAGCAGUGUCGCUUGGUAUGGUAAUGCUGAUAAAUGUCAGGCUGAGAGUGAAGUCCUGAAAAAAAACUUCAAACCAGUUUAUAUAUAUUUAUUUCACGGUCUUCCCCAA